CGCCGACAACUGGCCAACAAACAGUCGUCACCACUGUUGCCGACAAUGAUUUGGUCGCAACAAUCGGWCGGYCAAAUGUCUAACCAUCGAAAUAAUGCCAAUUAUUAUAAUACURAUAAUAAGCCAYCGAUURAAUGGUUGAGUCGGAGGAGGGCUCACAUGUUUGACAUCAAUAUUGAAUACUUAGGAAACAAUUACAAAAAUAAUGUAAUUGUUUUGUUUGGUCAACGAUAUUACGAUAACCAGCAAUUGAAACUUAUCGGAACUGGAGUCAUGUUUGGCCGUUUGGCCGUUACUAAUGCUCAUGUAGUGCAAGGCUAUCAACACAUUGAAGGCUUUACAAGCUUCUCAGCGCCGACCAUACAGUUAGUUGAACAGUCGGCCGUCGAAAUGUCUAAUAGAUCUAUGGUCCGAGUUUUAUAUGUUGAACGGCAUCUGGAUCUGGCAAUCAUACAACUAUAUGAAUUGGACUAUACUAGAUUCCAGUUGCAGUUGCCAUUCAAACUGGCCAAUCGUCCACUGGAAUUGGGCGAAUCGGUAGCCAUUAUGGGUCACGGUGAUUAUCAGGGGUGGUUAAUCAGUGUCGGCUACAUAACUGCAUAUACACCAAUUGAUACUAUAAGUGCGACAAAUUAUGAACCGUUAAGCGAUAUUUUAGACAAACGGGAACUGUUUGUCGUACAUAAAUCCCGUACUAUUCCCGGACAUUCGGGUUCACCUAUAGUUGAUGUCAACUAUAAUAUUAUUGGCAUUCAUUUUGGUGGAGUAUUAUCCAAUGAUUACCCUAAAGUUGGCACUUAUUAUCAAAGUUUAAUACAUUUUUUGAACAGAGGUUACCUAUAUUAUAGCCAACAUGUCCGGCAAAACCGUUUGCGACAACUGUAUGAAUCGGACAGACCGGCCGAUCGGCGACUAUUGGGUUUUGUUUUGCAAUCAGAAAUCGGCGGACUAUUUACUGUCAAAUCAGUGCUACCAAAUCCAGCAGAAAAUGCACAUGCAUAUGUCGGCGCCCGUAUUGAACACGUUUCGGGACAGUUGUUCAGAAAUAUCGAUCAAUUGACUGAAGCACUCAAUCAUAGUCUAACUGUCCAAUUGGUGUUACGGUUCGAUAGAGAAGAAGAAAGAGAAGAAGAAGAAGGAGAUGCCGGACACUCAGGUCAAAGGCCACGUAAAGGUAGUAUGAAUCACAUUGAAUUGACAGCACCCGACCCUCAAACAGCACCAACAUUAGUUGAUAGGGUUAUACCGUUUGUUUUUUAAUUAAAAAAAUAAAUAG
Messenger RNA from Oppia nitens, 1276 nucleotides. RefSeq lists its product as uncharacterized. The record is from RefSeq and is a predicted model, not a curated record. Bases 46 to 1260 code for a protein of 404 amino acids. The transcript has 3 exons. Lineage: Eukaryota; Metazoa; Arthropoda; Arachnida; Sarcoptiformes; Oppiidae.